This is a messenger RNA of Morchella importuna, 621 nucleotides long. RefSeq lists its product as uncharacterized. NCBI's taxonomy places the organism in Eukaryota, Fungi, Ascomycota, Pezizomycetes, Pezizales, Morchellaceae. Bases 1 to 621 code for a protein of 206 amino acids. The transcript has 5 exons. The record is from RefSeq and is a predicted model, not a curated record. Gene Ontology annotation, molecular function: GTPase activity; GTP binding.
AUGUCUUCAGACGCUCCAACCAUCAAGCUAUUGCUUAUAGGUCCGAGCAACUCGGGAAAGACGGCGCUGUUGCUCCGAUAUGUCGACGAUAUAUUCGAUACCGACACUGCAACAGCCACGAUAGGCGUUGAUUUUAAGGUCAAGAGGGUUUCGGUCAAGGGAAAACCACAUAGAUUGCUUCUAUUCGACACUGCAGGUCAAGAGCGUUUCCGUACCUUGACAAGUUCCUAUUACCGCAAUGCGCAAGGCGUAAUAUUGGUAUAUGAUGUGUCCAAUCGGGAGAGCUUCCUGUCGAUGGAUCAUUGGUUUGGAGAGGCAGAGACAUAUGCUUCGCCAGGCGUCAUAAAAUGCUUGGUCGGGUCUAAAAUUGACCGAACAGGCUCGAGAGCUGUCAGGCGCGAGGAAGGCGAAGCCUUAGCCAAAAAGUAUGGUGCAACUUUCUAUGAGUCGUCAUCAAAGACACGCGAGAACAUUCGGGAGCCAUUCAUCACUACGGUUGAUAGGAUUGUCGAGACACCACAUUUGAUGGACCCGGCGCUUAUGGGCAAGAAGGACGGGACUGUUGCUUUGGGACAUAAUAGAAAUGAGCCAGAGGUUGUUGAUACCGGUUGUGCUUGUUAA